This is a messenger RNA of Neofelis nebulosa (Clouded leopard), 1504 nucleotides long. It is a transcript of the gene MAPK13, whose product is annotated as mitogen-activated protein kinase 13. The transcript has 12 exons. Gene Ontology annotation, biological process: MAPK cascade; protein phosphorylation. Gene Ontology annotation, cellular component: cytoplasm; nucleus. Bases 112 to 1245 code for a protein of 377 amino acids. Gene Ontology annotation, molecular function: MAP kinase activity; ATP binding. The record is from RefSeq and is a predicted model, not a curated record. Lineage: Eukaryota; Metazoa; Chordata; Mammalia; Carnivora; Felidae.
CUGGCGGCGGGGCGGGCCGGGCCGUGACCGCGAGCGGGGGCCGGGUGCCGGGAGCCCGGCGGGCCGCGAACGCAGGCGCCGCGCCGGGGCCACCGAGAUUGGGUGCCCGGGAUGAGCUUCACCCGGAAAAAGGGCUUCUACAAGCAGGACGUCAACAAGACCGCCUGGGAGCUGCCCAAGACCUACGUGUCGCCGACGCACGUAGGCAGCGGGGCCUAUGGCGCCGUGUGCUCCGCCAUCGACAAGCGGUCAGGGGAGAAGGUGGCCAUCAAGAAGCUGAGCCGGCCCUUCCAGUCGGAGAUCUUUGCCAAGCGGGCCUACCGAGAGCUGCGCCUGCUAAAGCACAUGCAGCAUGAGAAUGUCAUUGGGCUCCUGGAUGUCUUCACCCCAGCCUCCUCCCUGCGCGGCUUCCAUGACUUCUACCUGGUGAUGCCAUUCAUGCAGACAGACCUGCAGAAGAUCAUGGGGAUGGAGUUCAGUGAGGACAAGAUCCAGUACCUGGUGUAUCAGAUGCUCAAGGGUCUUAAGUACAUCCACUCAGCUGGGGUCGUCCACAGGGACCUGAAGCCGGGCAACCUGGCCGUAAACGAGGACUGUGAGCUGAAGCAACUCUUUGUCCCUCUGUCCCGCGAGUCACAGAUCUUGGAUUUUGGGCUGGCCCGGCACGCAGAUGCUGAGAUGACCGGCUAUGUGGUGACCCGCUGGUACCGGGCCCCUGAGGUGAUCCUCAGCUGGAUGCACUACAACCAGACUGUGGACAUCUGGUCUGUGGGCUGUAUCAUGGCAGAGAUGCUGACCGGGAAAACUCUGUUCAAGGGGAAAGAUUACCUGGACCAGCUGUCCCAGAUCCUGAAAGUGACCGGGGUGCCGGGUGCAGAGUUUGUGCAGAAGUUGAAUGACAAAGCAGCCAAAUCCUACAUCCAGUCCCUGCCACAGAGCCCCAAGAAGGAUUUCUCUCAGCUCUUCCCACGGGCCAGCCCCCAGGCCACAGACCUGCUAGAGAAGAUGUUGGAGCUGGACGUGGACAAGCGUCUGACGGCCUCGCAGGCCCUCACCCACCCCUUCUUUGAACCCUUCCGAGACCCGGAGGAGGAGACAGAGGCCCCGCAGCCAUUUGAUGACUCCUUAGAACAUGAGAAACUCACAGUGGAUGAAUGGAAGCAGCACAUCUACAAGGAGAUUGUGAACUUCAGCCCCAUUGCCCGGAAGGACUCACGGCGCCGGUGUGGCAUGAAGCUGCAGUGACGUGCCCAGCCUCACCCUUAGCUGAGCCCAGGGACCACCACCCGGCACCACCUGCCAGACACUGCCCCUGGGACCGAUGUCUGUUUGUCACUACUACAGUUUCAGCUCUUCUUGGAUUAUAGCCUUCCAGGCGGAGGACACAGGGCCCUUGUCCUUGUGGUAGGAAACAGGCCUAGUACAUGCAGAAUUCAGGGAUGUUGGCUGGGAGAAAACAGCUCUGAUCACAACCAGCCACAUUAAAAUGCCAGUCUGGAGAAUC